GCUCCCGCUGCCCCUCCCCGCGCGAGCUCCACCCAGGUCGCCCGCAGCGCGGUCGGCGGCGGCUAUUUCCCGCCAUUGUGCGAAGUGAAGGCUAGGGGCCCGUACGCGCCCGCCUGACCGUCGCCAGCAGCUGCUCGGCGGCCCCACCGCAGCCCUCGCUCCCUGAGGCGCUGGAGGCCCGCGCCCCGCCGCUCGCUGUGCGUGGGAGGGCGCGAGCGAACGGGGGCGAGGAGCGGCCGAGCCGCUGAAGAGGAGCUGGGCGCCGGCCGCCCGGCCGCGCUCGGCCCGCGGAUCGCCUCCGCCCGGUCCACGCCGGCCCCGGCCCCUGGCGAGAUGCCGUGUGGGGAGGAUUGGCUUAGCCACCCGCUGGGAAUCGUGCAGGGAUUCUUCGCCCAAAAUGGAGUUAAUCCUGACUGGGAGAAGAAAGUAAUUGAAUAUUUUAAGGAAAAGCUGAAGGAAAAUAAUGCUCCUAAGUGGGUACCAUCACUGAAUGAAGUUCCCCUUCAUUAUUUGAAACCUAAUAGUUUUGUGAAAUUUCGUUGCAUGAUUCAGGAUAUGUUUGACCCUGAGUUUUACAUGGGAGUUUACGAAACGGUUAACCAAAACACAAAAGCACAUGUUCUUCAUUUUGGAAAAUAUAGAGAUGUAGCAGAGUGUGGGCCUCAACAAGAACUUGAUUUAAACUCUCCACGAAAUACCACUUUGGAAAGACAGACUUUCUAUUGUGUUCCGGUGCCUGGGGAAUCUACGUGGGUAAAAGAAGCCUAUGUUAAUGCAAACCAAGCUCGAGUCAGUCCCUCAACAUCCUACACUCCUAGUCGCCACAAGAGGAGUUAUGAAGAUGAUGACGAUAUGGACCUACAGCCCAAUAAACAGAAAGACCAACAUGCAGGUGCCAGACAAGCAGGGAGUGUUGGUGGUCUUCAAUGGUGUGGAGAGCCAAAACGUUUAGAAACUGAAGCUUCUACUGGGCAACAGCUGAACUCUCUGAACUUGUCUUCUCCUUUUGAUUUGAAUUUUCCAUUGCCAGGAGAGAAGGGCCCUGCAUGCCUUGUGAAGGUUUAUGAAGAUUGGGAUUGUUUCAAAGUAAAUGACAUUCUUGAGCUAUAUGGCAUACUGUCUGUGGAUCCUGUGCUGAGUAUACUGAGUAAUGAUGAAAGGGAUGCCUCUGCACUGCUGGAUCCGAUGGAGUGCACAGACACAGCAGAAGAGCAGAGAGUACACAGUCCUCCUGCUUCAUUAGUGCCGAGAAUUCAUGUGAUCUUAGCCCAGAAGUUGCAACACAUCAACCCAUUAUUGCCUGCCUGCCUUAACAAAGAGGAGAGCAAAACCUUUGUUUCAAGUUUCAUGUCCGAAUUGUCUCCAGUCAGAGCAGAACUUCUUGGGUUCCUUACUCAUGCCCUUCUGGGGGAUAGUUUGGCUGCUGAAUACCUUAUAUUGCAUCUCAUCUCCACAGUAUAUACAAGAAGAGAUGUCCUUCCACUAGGAAAAUUUACAGUUAACUUGAGUGGUUGCCCACGGAAUAGUACCUUCACGGAACACUUGUAUCGAAUUAUUCAACAUCUUGUUCCAGCAUCUUUUCGUCUACAGAUGACUAUAGAGAACAUGAACCAUUUGAAAUUCAUUCCCCACAAAGACUACACAGCCAAUCGCUUGGUCAGUGGGCUCCUCCAGCUGCCCAGCAACACUUCCCUUGUAAUCGAUGAGACUCUCCUGGAACAGGGGCAGCUGGAUACCCCAGGUGUUCAUAAUGUGACAGCCCUGAGCAACCUCAUAACGUGGCAGAAGGUGGAUUAUGACUUCAGCUACCAUCAGAUGGAAUUCCCCUGCAAUAUUAACGUUUUCAUUACUUCGGAGGGGAGGUCACUCCUCCCGGCAGACUGCCAGAUUCACUUACAGCCCCAGCUAAUUCCACCAAACAUGGAGGAGUACAUGAACAGCCUUCUCUCAGCGGUGCUGCCUUCCGUGCUGAACAAAUUCCGCAUUUAUCUAACUCUUUUGAGAUUCUUGGAAUACAGCAUAUCUGAUGAAAUAACCAAGGCAGUUGAAGAUGACUUUGUGGAAAUGCGGAAGAACGACCCUCAGAGCAUCACUGCUGAUGAUCUUCACCAGCUGCUCGUGGUGGCUCGGUGUCUGUCUCUCAGUGCUGGUCAGACAACGCUGUCAAGAGAACGAUGGCUGAGAGCAAAGCAGCUAGAGUCUUUAAGAAGAACGAGGCUUCAGCAGCAAAAAUGUGUGAAUGGAAAUGAACUUUAAAGAUGUGAUACCUAUGAAGAGUAAUGGGCAAAUUGUAGCCACAUAAUUGUAAAAUUCAGAUAUUCAUUUAUACCACAUUGUUUUAUAGGUAAUUUCUAUCACAAACCAGUGACAUUUCCUGAAAUCAAGCCUGGUAACAUCUGAUGUUUAUAUGAUAUUCAGUAAGGACUUUUACCUUACUGAUUUCAUGGAGCUUUUGAAGUUUGUUUUAUAAUUAUAUAAAUUAGUAAUGAUGUAAAAAAAGUAUUUGAUAUUAAAAGUUUAAUAUUGAUAAUGUU
Molecule: messenger RNA, 2534 nt
Organism: Pongo pygmaeus (Bornean orangutan)
Lineage: Eukaryota; Metazoa; Chordata; Mammalia; Primates; Hominidae
Gene: MCMBP
Product: minichromosome maintenance complex binding protein
Exons: 16
Coding region: 334-2256 (640 amino acids)
Biological process (GO): DNA-templated DNA replication
Molecular function (GO): chromatin binding
Source: RefSeq, a predicted model, not a curated record